AUGGACCACCCUGCAGAGUACGUCGCCGCAGAGCUUGCCGCAAACGAGGCGAACGAGAACGUAGCUCCAAAGGCCGCAUCGACCAGCACCGAAGCAUCAUAUACGACCGCUACCAGCACCGAAGCAUCGUAUGCGACCGCACAAGAGGAGCAGCCAGAAGAGCGCGACGCAUUUGGUAUCGACUCACAUCUCAGGCACAUGGAGGUCAGCGUGGCGCCGGAGGAACGAGCCCCUGAGGGGAGACCAUCAGAAGCCGGGAGCAGCGUUCCACGCGAGACACAGAUGCUGCCGAUCACCAGAAGACAGCGCCUCGUCCAGUCCGACUAUAAGGUCUUCCGUGCGCUGGACGUCAGAGGCUCCAAGAACUGCUCGGAACAUUGCCCACUCCGUGGCACGUUGAACUUCUGCAGAUGCCCCGGUGCGAGGCCGAGCUGGGUCGGCACAGGGCAUACGACGACAUUUUCCGCUACUUCCCCUGUCGGCCAAGAACCUAACAAAGCCAACAUUUCCUACAACGAUGGACUUGCCAAAAAGUUUGCGAGAGAAUUCAUUGAGACGAGCAAGGCGAUGAUGUGCUUGAAGCCUGUGAAGUCGAAGACUGGCCUGGCCCUCAAACUAGUUGAUUUCGCGAUGGACCGUUUCAAGGAGGGUAUUUUGGGCCCUCACCCUCUUCACCAAGCGGGGAGUCAGUCGCCGGACGAAGAGCUGGUGUGUCACAUGGUGGUAGGCCCGCCAGAGAAUCUCAAAGAGGUGUUGGUGAUGCCACAUUGGGUGGUGAAGAAGGACCAAAGCAUUCACUACACCGUCUUGGCCUCGAAACCUGAUGCCAUCGGCCUGGAUAGGAUCGCGGAACUUCGAAGGACGACGGGGGAUGCCGACAAGGACUUUCGACUGUUGACAGGCCGUGAAAGGAAUGAUUCCAAGGUUCAAGAUUCGGAGGCGAGUGUGUCCAGCGAGGCAACUUGA
This is a messenger RNA of Zasmidium cellare ATCC 36951, 966 nucleotides long. RefSeq lists its product as uncharacterized. The record is from RefSeq and is a predicted model, not a curated record. NCBI's taxonomy places the organism in Eukaryota, Fungi, Ascomycota, Dothideomycetes, Mycosphaerellales, Mycosphaerellaceae. Bases 1 to 966 code for a protein of 321 amino acids. The transcript has 3 exons.